AUGCCGCCGCCACAUGGCUUCCCUGACAUAAUCAGACGGCCGGGCACAGCAGUAACCACCUCGCCGGAGCUGCUCAAGCCGCCCCUUCCAACUCUUCCGACCAGCUUCUCACAGCACGUUCGCGACACCGAGGUCCAGGUCCCGCCUCUGAUUGCCGGCGCUCUCGUCGCCGCCUUUGCAAACACCCUCGCCGAAGGCCUCGACAAUGCCCUUCUCACCCACUACUAUCUCGAAGACCAAAAGGUCAAGAUCAACCUCGACCGGGUCAUCGAUCGCCUCAUCUCCGACUUCUGCGGCCAGAUCUGGGACGAGCUUUACAAAUUCUACCACAGCGACGAGUCCGCCUCUCGGCCAACCAGCCAGGUCAUUCUCCUCUUCGAAGGCCCCAUUCGCCAAAUUAUCCUAAUCCUAAAUGGCCCCGAAACUUCGCGCUGCGUCCUCGACCGCAUCGGCCCCAGCCUGUCACAACGCAGUGUGAGUUGGUCCGCGAAUGCCGGCGGGAUUGACCUGCCCCUAGCCCUGCAGCUGGUAUGCGGUUUCUGGCAUCGUGAAUUUCCAGACGUCUCUCCAGGCGGCUGCCCAGAGCAAAUCGCACGGACCCUGCAUUCUCUCAUCCUCGAUGGCCAGGCCUCACGGCGUCUCAUCUCCGAAAUUGACCGCGUCCUCCUCUCUCCUAAUUAUGUCCAAGUCCACAUGGCCGAGUCAGCCAUUUGGGACGUCAUUCGCAAACGACCCUUUCCUCCACCUAGCGACGGAUAUCAAUUAAUUCAAUUCAAAUUCGACUGCCAGCUUUUUGGCCCCCUCGACGGGAUUGGCGAUCCUCAGCUCGUCAAUCUUGGCUCUUUACCUGCUAUUACCGGCACUGCCGCUAGUUGCGUCUACACCACUGUGGCCGAAUACAUAGACACCCGGUGGCCCAAGUGCGGUCGCCUACUACUGAAAUGCCUCGAGGAUGCAGUCACCAACGCAUCCGCCUCGCAUCAAUCCGGCGAUCCCUGCCCGGGCAUGUCAGUCUGGGAUAGCACCGAUGAAGACGCCGUCUUUUGCCCUGGCCUACGCCUAAUCCACCUCGAAAUAGAAGAUAAUGCAAUUCGCGUCAGCGCCUCGGCUUGGACGCACACGCUCAUUGAGAUUUUCCAGCAAAUGUGCUGGACGUGUGCCGCCCUCAGCGCAUCCCCCUUCCCGGGCGGCUCACUAUCCGAAUGCGCCGUUGCUGUGUCAGACUGGGCCUACCAGGACGGUUCCGUCUACAUGGACUGUGGCAUAACACAUAAACCAGUACAAGAAGGUGAAAGCAUGGCGUGGCUGGAGCAAUUUCAUGGGGCGGCGAUAGCAUCUGGUUUUCCACUGGCGGGAUUCUCAAUACCACAAAACACAUGA
Molecule: messenger RNA, 1380 nt
Organism: Cordyceps fumosorosea ARSEF 2679
Lineage: Eukaryota; Fungi; Ascomycota; Sordariomycetes; Hypocreales; Cordycipitaceae
Exons: 1
Coding region: 1-1380 (459 amino acids)
Source: RefSeq, a predicted model, not a curated record